CGAGGCUUGUAGGUCCCGCUGGCGAGUAACGUCCUAAUAGUUAGAGUGAUCCGGCGGUGUGUUGUUUUCCACAAAAUUCAACUUCCACAAAGGAAUUCACGACUGCCAGCGGUAACACGACGCGGGUAGACGUUGACCUCCAUCUUCGGUCGAUACUUGUCCUUCAGCUGUGUCGUAUUUGACAGCCAGAGUUGGAGGUAAGAUCGACACAGCUCUGACAGUUGGGAGAUAUCGUUAUUAGCUAACAGGAGCUAACUUCUCCCUACAUAUCAGCUGCCUCAGCGCUGUAUGUGCGGCAAUAACAUGUCAGCGCCUUUACCUGCCAUUGUGCCUGCUGCCCGGAAAGCCACUGCAGCGGUUAUAUUUCUGCAUGGCCUCGGUGAUACUGGGCAUGGCUGGGCAGAAGCCUUUGCAGGCAUCAGGAUACCACAUGUGAAAUACAUCUGUCCUCAUGCUCCCACCAUGCCUGUUUCUUUGAACAUGAGAAUGUCCAUGCCUUCUUGGUUUGAUAUCUAUGGGUUGAGCCCUGAUGCAGAUGAAGAUGAAACUGGUAUUAAAAGAGCAUCAGAGAACAUUAAAGCCUUGAUAGAACAAGAAGUGAAGAAUGGAAUACCUUCGCAUAGAAUUAUCCUGGGGGGAUUUUCACAGGGUGGAGCAUUGUCUCUCUACACGGCUCUGACAACUCAGCAGAAACUUGCUGGAGUGGUCGCUCUGAGCUGCUGGCUUCCUCUCCGCAAAUCUUUCCCUCAGGCGUCUGCCAACAGUGUUAACAAGGACAUGCAUGUCCUACAAUGCCACGGGGAUGCCGACCCCCUGGUCCCCUUUGUGUUUGGCAGCCAGACAGCAGAGAAGAUGAAAAGUCUCAUCAAUCCUGCCAAUGUCACCUUCAAGUCAUAUCGAGGUCUACCUCACAGCAGCUGUCCAGAGGAAAUGGUGGAUAUGAAACGGUUCAUAGAGAAACAGCUUCCUCCCAUCAGUGAUGAAUGAACUCUGGAUUAUAUGUACAACCACACAGCACCAUCAGAGUCCUCAGGGACUGACUCCAGUAUUGACUCCAUGGACCCGAGGAACCACUGACUUACUUGACAAUAAAACCACGCUGCUAUUCAUAGAGCCAGACAGGACUGGGGGUGCUACACGUUAGCCCAGGAGAGGCAUGACUGAAACGAUGCUGCAUCCUGACCUGGAGCCACACAUGAUCCUCAGUGUUACAGUAGAGUAACAGUAGUUGCUUGAUUGUAAAGCUACUUUGCCAUUGAGAUGAGCCAUUACCUGCGGGAAGCGUAUGUAUUGGAACUAGAAUGGCACUCAGUAGAGCGCAUACCUCCGCCAAGGCUAAACAACCCUACACGCCUGUCUAGCUCUUGUAAUAGAAAAAUAAAAGGUAAAAGGAAGUAAUCUGAGAGCAGAAUGCAGAUUCAGUAUUAUCUUCAGAUCCAGAUUAUUAUCCAGAUCUGCACCAAAUUGUACAAACUCAAGAUCAAAACAUUUACUAAGAAAUUGCCAAAAAUGGCAAAACAUCUUAAUACGCCCCUUGAACCGGAACGGCAACGAUAUUUAAUGGGUUCUUGGUUCCUGGUCCAUGCCUCAUCCCUCCACCAAGCGUGGUGCAAAUCGUUUCAGUGGUUUCUGCCUAAUCCUGUUGACAAACAAACAAAAGAACAAACACACACAGGUCAAAACACAACCUCCUUGGCGGAGGUAAUAAAUAGGGCUAUACUUUAUGGUUUAAUACUUACUCUUACAAUAAAUGGCCUGUUGUUAAA
Seriola aureovittata is the source of this 1766-nucleotide messenger RNA. It is a transcript of the gene lypla1, whose product is annotated as lysophospholipase 1. The transcript is spliced from 9 exons. Gene Ontology annotation, cellular component: cytoplasm. The record is from RefSeq and is a predicted model, not a curated record. The coding region runs from base 289 to 987 and encodes 232 amino acids. Gene Ontology annotation, biological process: protein depalmitoylation. NCBI's taxonomy places the organism in Eukaryota, Metazoa, Chordata, Actinopteri, Carangiformes, Carangidae. Gene Ontology annotation, molecular function: palmitoyl-(protein) hydrolase activity; carboxylic ester hydrolase activity.